AUGACCGACUAUGGCGUUCGUGCUCCUCAUGGCCCCGACAUGUCGGGAACCCAUCCGCCUCUCGAGGACAUGGAUAUCAACGAGAAGGGUGCUUUUGAUGCCCUCAUCCGCCCCGAGGACAGCUACACUACCGACGGUACCUACUGGGCUGAUCUUCCUCUGUUCAAGAGGGUCAAGUUUGUGAGCUCCUACGAUGCUACCGAAGCGAAACGGGAACUGGGAAGCAUUUGGGAUAUGUUCAAGGCCGAUCCUCUUUCGCCAAUUUCUUAUUAUUUCCGCAACAUGGUCCUUCCUGGUGCGGGUCUGGGUCUGGAAGGUUACGUGCUCUUCUCGAUCGGAAACAUCAAGCCCCUCUUUCAACAGGUCUUCCCGGCUUGCUGGGACAAGCACGAGAUCUGUAACAAGCAGUGGAUCAACGCCGUUGACUACCUAGAAAUCGUGGGUAUUAUUUUUGGUCAGAUCUUGGUUGGAAUCGUCGGUGACUGGCUCGGACGUCGAUUCGGUUUGAUUCAGGAUGCUACAGUCAUGCUUCUCGGUUUGGUCAUGCUCACGGCUGCUUGGGGUGUCACCCAAAAUGGCUGGGUUAUUUGCUACGCCUGGUCGCUGUUUAUCUACGGCAUUGGUGUUGGCGGAGAAUACCCAAUGACCGCCACCAGUGGUAUGGAAAAUGCCGUUGGCUCCGGAAAGAUCUCCACCAAGGAAGAUCGUCUUCACCGUGGUAGAAAGGUCACCAGUGCUUUCUUGAUGCAGGGCUGGGGCCAAUUUUUCAACCAAGUCCUUCUUCUCAUCUUGCUGUUGAUCUUCCACGGUAGUGGAAACCCUCCUUACUCGACCGUUUCUGCUCAGUGGACUUACCGUAUCUCUUUCGCUAUCCCCGCUGUUGGCACAUUGUGGCUGGUCUACUACCGUGCCUACCACAUGAAGGCAGCUAGUAAGCAGCUGGUCUCAGCCAAGAAGAAGUCCGCGGUUACUGGUUACGAUGUGCAGUCUCUUGCAUUGACGUUCAAGUACUUUGGUUUCCGCAUUGUCGCAACUGCUGGCGCUUGGUUCGCCAACGAUGUCUUCUUCUAUGGAAACAAGCUGUUCCAGUCCGAGUUCAUCUCCGUCCUCAGCGGCUCGACAGACUCGCUCAUGCCGACUUGGCUUUGGAACUUGGUCAAUGUGGGCGUUUCGCUGGCCGGUUACUACUUAGCUUCCUUCAUGAUCGACAACAAGCUCUAUGGCCGCAAAUGGAUGCAGAUCAUUGGUUUCCUGAUGGACUUCAUCCUUUUCAUUGUUCCCGCCUUCAACUACGAGUACUACACCAGCCCUCAGGGUGUUCACGCCUUCCAAGCCAUGUACUUCCUCAGUUCUUUCUUCAACCAGUUCGGUCCCAACUCGGUCACCUUCCUCGUUGCCGCAGAGGUUUUCCCUACCCCGAUCCGAGCUACGGCCCACGGUCUCUCCGCCGCUUGCGGUAAAUUGGGUGCUCUCCUCGCGUCCGUUCUGUACAACUACAUCGACACACAGACUAAGUUCCUGGUUGUUCCGUGGUUUGGUCUUGCUGGUAUGAUCCUCACCUUCAUGUUCCUGCCCGACACCACCGGCCUUGAUUUGAAGGAGCAGGAGCGUCGUUGGACAUACCUUCGUGAAGGUCGUGAGCAUGAGUACCACGGCCCUGCUGUUCACCCCAAGCACUUGUCUUUCUGGGAGCGCAUUACUGGAAAGGGUCAGUACUACAACGCCGAGUUGGAUUACCAGCGCAAGGUCGAGGAAUACCGUGCCCAAUGGGAAGAAGCUAUGACUCAGAAGCUUGCCGAGAAGGAUAAGGGCGAAGAACUCGAAAUGGAUACCGAUGAAACUCUUUUGGAAGGUCACGUCCACUCUUACUUCCACCGUACUAGCCCCAUGUUCCGUCCGAUGGAGCACACGGGCUCCAACAAAGCUGAUGACUUCGCGCUACCACCCGCUGCGCAAGAGGGUGACUCGGUUGAUUCUUCGUUCAACGAGAAAUCAUCGUGA
Aspergillus wentii DTO 134E9 is the source of this 2001-nucleotide messenger RNA. RefSeq names its product putative MFS phosphate transporter. The record is from RefSeq and is a predicted model, not a curated record. The transcript is spliced from 4 exons. Gene Ontology annotation, cellular component: membrane. Lineage: Eukaryota; Fungi; Ascomycota; Eurotiomycetes; Eurotiales; Aspergillaceae. Gene Ontology annotation, biological process: transmembrane transport. The coding region runs from base 1 to 2001 and encodes 666 amino acids. Gene Ontology annotation, molecular function: transmembrane transporter activity.